UCACCUCUCCACUCCACUCCACUCCACUCCAUUCGCAGUCCUCUCCAUCCAUCACCUCUCCGUCACCUCUCCACUCCAUUCGCAGUCCUCUCCAAUCCAUCCAUCCACACCCAGCGGCAGCGGCGACUGACCUCCAAGCUGCCCGCCCGCCACUUUACAUCCUCGCAGCCCAAUCCAUUCCACCCCGCCUUCUGCUGCUGCUGCUUCCUCCCUCUUCACCACUACUCCGGCGAGGCCAGGCAGAGUGUCUGCACGGCAGUGCAGAGAGACGAUGCAGGCGGCUCUCGGCCCGGCGGCCACGCUCCUCGGCAAGGUGUUCACGAUGCUGUCCGCCGUCCCGGUGGCGGCGUACGUGGACAGCCUCAAGCUCGGCCACAACUCGGAGCAUAUCAAGGACAAGCUGCUGCAGACGCAAGGCCUGCUGCACAACGCCCAGGCCCAGGGGAGCCACCUCGGCGACAACCCUGCCCUGCAGCGCUUGCUGGAGAAGCUGAGCAGGGACGCCGACCAGGCAGAGGACCUGUUGGAUGAGGUCCACUACUUCCAGAUCCAUGACAAGCUCCAUGGCACCACCUACGCCACCACCCAAGAGGCCGGCCAUCAAGCUCUCCACGCCGGUAGUGCUAUUCGCCACUUGUUCCGGUGUUUUUCUUGCUCGCCUACACCCAAGAGCAAGAGCGAUGGUAGUGAUGAUGAUGCUGCUGCUGUUGCCGGCGCACCACGCCACGUCACCAACUACAGCCAAGGCACCUUGCUCCACUGCUUUUCUUGCUCCCCCUGUACAACCAAGAGCAAGAGGAAUGGUGGGAUUGAUGCUGCUGCUGCUGCUGCUGCUGCUAGUGCUGAUGGUGGUGAUGCUGCUGCUGUUUCUGUUGCCGGCGUCACCAACUCCAAUUCUGCUAGUGCUGAUGAUGGUGACACGCUGUCUUUCGACAGAGUGUCCAUGUCCAGAAAAAUCAAGUCCCUGUUACAGGGCAUGCAGUCACACUGUGAUUCCGUCUCCAAUUUGCUCGGCAAUAUCCCAACCAGCAGCAACACGACAGUGACAGUCGUCCAAGACCGGCCUCAGACCGCUUCCAUGAUUAUACAAGAUACAUUGUAUGGCAGGAAAGGCAUUUUUGAGGAAACUGUCAGUCGUAUCACCGCUGCCACAAACAUUGUUUCUGUUCUUCCUAUAGUUGGUCCUGGGGGUAUUGGAAAGACAACUUUCACCACUCACCUGUACAAUGAUGCAAGUACUCAAGACCACUUCCAAGUCAGGGUCUGGGUAUGUGUGUCCACUGAUUUCGACGUGCUUAAGCUCACCAGGGAGAUCCUUGGCUGCAUACUUGCAAGUGAAGGAGUAGGAAGCAGCAGUGUUGCAAACGAAACAACCAAUUUAGACCAGCUUCAGAAAUCCAUAGCACAACGUAUCAAGUCCAAGAGGUUUCUGAUUGUAUUGGAUGAUAUAUGGAAAUGUGACGGCGAGGAUCAGUGGAAAACCCUGCUAGCUCCGUUCACAAAGGGGGAAGCCAAAGGAAGCAUGCUACUCGCCACAACUCGAUUCCCAAAGGUAGCAGACAUGGUGAAAACAGUUGAUCCACUAGAGCUGCGGGGUUUGGAGCCUAAUGGCUUCUUCAUAUUCUUUGAAGCAUGUAUAUUUGCUGAAGACAACAAGCCCAAGCAUUAUGAAGAUGAGUUUGCUGGUAUUGCACGAAAAAUUGCAAACAAGCUAAAAGGUUCCCCGUUGGCAGCCAAAACAGUUGGUAGGUUAUUGCACAAGGACCUUUCUCAGAAACAUUGGAAUGGAGUUCUUGAAAAGCAUCAGUGGCUAAAGCAGCAAAAGAAUGAUGAUAUCAUGCCAUCUUUAAAGAUUAGCUACGAUUACCUCCCUUUUGAUCUGAAGAAAUGUUUUUCCUGUUGUGGCCUUUUCCCUGAAGAUCAUAGGUUUACUUCUUCAGAAAUCAAUCAUUUCUGGGUUGCAAUAGGUAUCAUAGACUCUGAUCAUCAAGACGAUAGGAACUACUUGGAAGAACUAGUGGACAAUGGUUUUCUCAUGAAGAAAUUCGAUUGGCGUGGUCAAUGCUGGUAUGUAAUGCAUGAUUUAAUGCAUGAGCUAUCUAACAGUGUUUCUGCGCAAGAAUGCCUCAACAUAAGUGGCUUAGAUUUCAGUGCUGAUGCCAUCCCGCGAUCUGUCCGGCACUUAUCUAUCAAUGUAGAAGACAGAUAUGAUGCAAAUUUUGAGGAAGAAAUGUCUAAACUAAGGGAGAAGAUAGACAUUGCUAAUCUGCGGACUUUGAUGAUAUUUAGAGGAUAUGAAGAAAGAAUCGCCAAGAUUUUGAAAGAUAGCUUCAAGGAAAUAAAUAGUCUGCGUGUCCUAUUUAUAGCGGUGAAGUCUGCACAAUCUUUUCCAUAUAGGUUUUCAAAACUUAUCCACCUCCAGUACCUCAAAAUUAGUUCAUCUUACUACAGUGACCGGGAAAUGAGGUUACCUAGUACACUAUCAAGAUUUUAUCACUUGAAAUUCUUGGACCUAGAUGGUUGGUGUGGUCGUUCUGAUUUGCCUAAAGACUUUAGCCACCUUGAUAAUUUACAUGAUUUCCAUGCUGAAAGUGAACUCCACUCCAAUAUUCGCAAUGUUGGAAAGAUGAAGCAUCUGCAGGAGCUACAAGAAUUCCAUGUCAGGAAAGGGAGCAUGGGAUUUAGACUGACAGAACUUGGGCCAUUGCAAGAGCUUGAAGGAGGACUGAUUAUACGUGGCCUCGAACACGUGACAAACAAGGAGGAAGCCGCUGCAGCCAAACUGAUGUCGAAAAGGAAUCUGAAGGAGUUGGAAUUACUCUGGGGCAGAGAUGGACCAACUACAGAUGCUGAUAUUCUUGAUGCUCUUCAACCACACUCUAAUCUUAGAGCACUUACAAUUGCAAAUCAUGGUGGUACCGUUGGUCCUAGUUGGUUGUGUCUUGACAUCUGGUUAACAAGUUUAGAGACUCUCACUCUAGAAGGUGUAUCUUGGAGCACCCUCCCACCUUUUGGGAAGCUAUCAAAUCUCAAGGGACUGAAUUUGGAGAAAAUUUCUGGAAUGCAUCAGUUUGGGCCUCGAUGUGGUGGCGCUCCAGGCAAAUGUUUUAUGCGCUUGAAGACAGUUAGGUUUUGUGAAAUGCCAGAUCUUGCUGAAUGGGUUGUGGAACCUAAUUGCCAUUCCUUUCCAAGUCUUGAAAAAAUCAAAUGCUUCCGUUGUCCCAAUCUCCGUGUGAUGCCCUUGUCAGAGGUAUCUUGCACCAAUUUGCGCAGCCUUCAUGUUUCUGGGUGCCCCAAGAUGUCUCUGCCCUCCAUGCCUCACACCUCCACACUGACAGAUCUGGAUGUCAAAAGAACAUUGUUUUCAGAAACGUUGUUGUCUUAUGAUGGAAAGAGAUUGGUUGUUAGUGGGUAUGGCGGUGCUUUGGCCUACCACAAUCUGGAUCUGGAUAAAGUAGAAGAUAUGGAUAUUGAAAAUGUAUCGCACAUAUCAUUGGCAGACAUUGAAAAGUUUAAAUCCCUAACACAACUAGCUGUCAAAAGAUGCGCCGGUGUGUUCCCUGAAGAGCUGGAUGGCAGUAUUGUCUUGCGUUCAGUUGAGAGACUCAAAUUAGAUGUAUCAUCAUCGUCGUCGUCAAAAGUGUUAAACUGUUUCCCAGCUUUUUCUGUGUUGGUGAUAGUUGGAGAUAGACACCAUGACUAUGAGGAAUGUGUAAUGCAGUUGCCAUCAUCCAGCUCACUGCAGGAACUUACCUUCUGGGAGUGUAAGGGCCUGGUUCUUGUGCCUGUGGAGAAUGAAGGAGGAAUUCAGGAGAACAACUCAUUGCUCCAAUCAUUAACCAUAUUCGAAUGUGGCAAACUGUUCUGUCGGUGGCCCAUGGGCAUGGGAGAAUCAGAGACCAUUUUCCCUUUCCCUGCUUCCCUGAGGGAACUUCAUGUUAAUGAAGAGCCAAGCAUCAAGUCAAUGGGUCUGCUCUCAAACCUCACGUCUCUCACCAGUCUAUGCCUAGUAGGCUGCAGAAAUUUAACAGUGGAUGGAUUCAAUCCUCUCAUCGCAGUCAACCUCAUAAAACUGCAAGUGCAUAGGUGCAACACCUUAGCAGCAGAUAUGCUCUCAAAGGUAGCCUCUCAGAGGGCCAAAUUAUUCCCUGCAGGUUACAUCUCUAGAUUAGAGGUACUCAGGGUGGAUGACAUUUGUGGAUUGCUUGUUGCUCCUAUUUGCAACCUCCUCGCCCCGGCCCUCCACACACUUGAAUUCUCGUUUGGUAGGAGGAUGGAAGGCUUCACGGAAGAGCAAGAGAAAGCGCUGCAGCCCCUCACCUCCCUCCAGAAACUAAGUUUUUCAUAUUGCGAGGGUCUGCAGUCCCUUCCUCAAGGGUUACAUCGCCUUUCUUCUCUCAAGGAGUUACAUGUCGUUAACUGUCCAAAAAUCCGAUCGAUGCCCAAGGAGGGCCUCCCGGUUUCGCUGAGAAAAGUACACAUGAUUGGUUGCAGCGCUGAGAUAAAGGAGCAAAUUGAGAAAAUCAAAAGAACCAACCCAGAUUUAUCCGUCUCAAGUUACUAAACCCAAGACUAGCAGGUUCCACUCCAAUCCACCACUGUUGCAAUCAAUCUUUUAUGCACACAAGUUGUCAAACCUGCACAUUAAUCAGCAGGCUUCUGUUCCCUAUGUAUGUGAAAUAAAAAAGGGCGUGUGUGACAUGACUCACUCAGUCACUUGGUACCGAUCAACAAGAAGUCUAGAGUCGUAGCUGCAACCUGCAAGAAGUGAGGCUGGAAUCAUGAAAUUAUCAGGCUUGUGCUCCUUUUUCGCAUGAACAGAAGAGGCCAAUUUCACUGUUGGCAUCAGUUGCAGCGAGGAAGAGGAUGAUGCCGCUGCUUUGCAAAAAAGCACCUGAUAUAUCAUAUAUGUAGCAGAGGGUGCUGGCUUGGUGGUGCAGAAUGGAUCGGAGCUAUGAGUACUGAAAUUAUUGUACCCAGCUACGUACAAUCUUGCAUGGAGAGUCCAUACUUGUUUAGGUUUCAUUGCCGUUGAUCCUUCACUCAAAGGACAUGGAGGUUCUGCAGUCCCAGUGGUGAAUUGAAUUUCACAGCUGAUUCAGAGCAAACAAACAGUACUGAAGCAAUUGUCUGUCUUGAUAUGCUCAAAGAAUAGAAUAUGGACCUAAGUGAUGGCUCGCAGUGGGAUGUCCUUCCUUCCUUCCUUUAAACAAGACAAGUGGGCUUUAAUUUGUGGAUGACAAGAGAGAGCAGAGCAGAGCAUUCCAAGAAGGGACAUCCAAAAGGAAAGUGUGCCAAGGUGUGAGGUGGUUAUUGGGAUUCAGCAUCAGCCUCGCACGACUUUAGAAUUUUUUGUUUCGCCUCUGUAAAUUGAAUUUGUAAGGUAGAAUUGAGUUUUUUUUCCCAGUGUUGCGAUCAAGAUUUUGUUCCGUGGCCAUGGACCAACUGAUCGAUGAUGCCAAUGUUGUUUGUUGUAACUGGCAUUAGCACAAUGCUAGCUAGUACAGUACAUUCACGCUUGCUUAAUGUCUAUAAGAUUUGGCAGCUUCACAUGUGAA
Molecule: messenger RNA, 5558 nt
Organism: Triticum dicoccoides
Lineage: Eukaryota; Viridiplantae; Streptophyta; Magnoliopsida; Poales; Poaceae
Product: putative disease resistance protein RGA3
Exons: 7
Coding region: 272-4564 (1430 amino acids)
Molecular function (GO): ADP binding
Source: RefSeq, a predicted model, not a curated record